GUUUCCAUGGCGACGGCAAACAAGGCCUGACUGGAGGGCCGCAGCUGGGCUACUACUCCCGCCGCCGCCAUGAUUCCCCCCGCGGACUCUCUGCUCAAGUAUGACACCCCGGUGUUGGUGAGCCGGAACAGAGAGAAACGGAGCCCCAAAGUUCGGCCACUGAAAGUCAGCCCUCAGCAGCCCGGACCCUCAGGUCCCGUCCCACAGCCACCAAAGACCAAGCUCCCCUCAACUUCCUGUGUUCCAGAUCCUACGAAGCAGGCAGAAGAAAUCUUGAAUGCCAUCCUGCCCCCGAGGGAGUGGGUGGAGGACACGCAGCUCUGGAUCCAGCAGGUGUCCAGCACCCCCAGCACCAGGAUGGAUGUGGUCCACCUCCAGGAGCAGCUGGACCUGAAGCUGCAGCAGCGGCAGGCCCGGGAGACCGGCAUCUGCCCGGUGCGCCGGGAGCUGUACUCGCAGUGUUUCGAUGAGCUGAUCCGCGAGGUUACCAUCAGCUGUGCGGAGCGAGGGCUGCUGCUGCUGCGAGUCCGGGACGAGAUCCGCAUGACCAUCGCUGCCUACCAGACCCUGUAUGAGAGCAGCGUGGCAUUUGGCAUGAGGAAGGCGCUGCAGGCCGAGCAGGGGAAGUCAGACAUGGAGAGGAAAAUUGCAGAAUUAGAAACGGAAAAGCGAGAUUUGGAGAGGCAAGUGAACGAGCAGAAGGCAAAAUGUGAGGCCAUCGAGAAGCGGGAGAGUGAGAGGAGACAGGUGGAGGUGACAAAGCACAACGAAGAGAUUCAGUUCCUGAAGCGGACUAAUCAGCAGCUGAAGUUCCCUCUGAGGCCCUGCAUUCGGGGCGGGCAGGGAAGGCUCUUCGAGACGGAAGAACCAUUUCAAAUCAGGAACCUUCCCGAGGCCCAACUGGAAGGCAUUAUUGCACCAAAGAAGUGAUAAUUUCCAUAUGAGUCUCAGCAAGCACUACUACCCCAUCCUAAGCCCUUUGUAAUAAAAAGCUUCCUGAGUGAAGCCAUACCCCUCCCCUGGUCCCACCUAUGUAUUUGUCAGAAGCCACACCACCGCCCCAGCGUGGUGCAACACCUGCAGUCUGGCAGCCAGGCUCCGGGCUGGACAGCAGAAGGCGGUGUGGCCCAGGAAGUCUCUGUACGUGGCCAACCUUGGGAUUUGCCAACUCCAACAGCGAGACUCAGAAUUCACCCCUUUUGGCUGUAUCCCUCUCAGGUGGAGCAGCUCCUUUCUCACUGUCACUCCAUACUAUUACUUAUUUCCAGCCACACAAAGCUGCUUCUCUGCCCCGCAAUUCAUCUUGUCCCUUAACCCGGGCUCCUGUGGCCUCAGUCUUGCCCUUAUUUGAUGUCUUUUCAUCAUCCCUACUCCGGUGCAGUUCUAGUACCUCAUUUUGGAGUUUUCGGUUUAUACCGUAUCAUCUUAUCCCCGCUUGCCAAGUCACUGGACCCCAUCCUCCUUAGUUUUGGACUGCCUGGGUAGGAGGCAAUGGCAGGGUCAAACCCAUGGGUUUCAAGAAAGUAAACAUGUGCUGGAAAGAAAUACAGGUCACGGUGUCCACUGUGAGCUGCCUGGACCUCGGCUCCUCCCCCAGCACUGAUUUGUUCACUUUGCUCUGCAGACAAUCAAACCCCAACCCUACAGCCUGACUAGCCCAAACCUCACUCUCAGUUCUAAUUAUUCAUGACUGGGCCAUGGCCUGUAGACAAGUGCAUUUUACUAUUCCUCGUAAGCUAAACUCAGUUUGGAGGUUCAGGAGUCUUCUGAUUUCACAGACCCAGAAGACUAAAUGAGUGACAUAAAUCCUUGAUUCAGGGCACACCAGCAGCUCAACGAGUGCCACCGUUCAGUCAAACUUCACAACUAGCAUGACUAAGGCGGCACUAACAUCUCCCCUCGGUCAGAAGGCCUCAAGUGCUCAGUGUUCUCUUGGAAAGGGGCUCAGGUCGGAUACCUGUCCUGGCUAGGGCUUCCAGGCUCACUGGCUGAACUGCAGUCCAACAAGAAGAGCUGUGUUCCACUGAGUCAAACAAGCCCUCUACACUCUAACCUCAAAUUUGAAGUCACAGCUUUUACCCUCAUCCAGGUGUCCUGAGCAAUUAAUCCCAAGAUUCCACUAAAAUGGCCUGUCUGUGCUCUGUCAUUUUCAUGGGAAAGAACUGUGGUCACUGAGAUGUGCUAGUCCCAUGACUCCUUGACAGUACAGCACUCAUGUCCUGUUAGGUUCCCCUUGCAGACUCAAUGACGGACAACACAAGUUGCUGUGGCUUUUUCUUCGUAUUUUAAAGCCUAGGCUCUGCACAUGACAUCCCUAAAAUUUUCUUCUUUUUACAGUACUAUUCCAAAGAGCUCCUGUUCUAAAUUGCUCAUUGCCAGUACAAAAGAAAUACCACACUCCACAUUUUCUACACCUCAGGCCUGUUUCUGUCAGAUAUCUCCAUAUGCUUGAGGAACUCACAGGGCUAAUUCAAGCGUCAGAAGUUCCAGUGGACCCCAUCACUGAGGUCCUUGGGGGUGAGGGGCUUAUCUUUAUUUUCACUAGCACUGGUGAAUGGUUUCAACUGUCAAAUCUCAGAACAGAUGCAUCCAUGGCCUUCGAAAUGCCAACUGGGCAUGAAGAAAAUGAACAGAGUUUCUAAGUGCGUAUUUUUGUAGAAUUUAAU
Mesoplodon densirostris (Blainville's beaked whale) is the source of this 2666-nucleotide messenger RNA. RefSeq names its product dynein axonemal light intermediate chain 1 (gene DNALI1). The transcript has 7 exons. The record is from RefSeq and is a predicted model, not a curated record. Bases 70 to 930 code for a protein of 286 amino acids. Gene Ontology annotation, molecular function: dynein heavy chain binding. Lineage: Eukaryota; Metazoa; Chordata; Mammalia; Artiodactyla; Ziphiidae. Gene Ontology annotation, cellular component: filopodium; axoneme.